AUGGCCUACUCCAAUUCCAGCAAGCCAUUAACAACUUCAAACGAAACCCCAAAAGAUUAUGAAGUUCCUCAAUCACCUCCAGAUGGAAUAUCAUCGGUUACAUUUUCUCCACAGGCGGAUUAUUUUGCAGUUACUUCUUGGGAUAAUCAUGUUCGAAUAUAUGAAGCAAAUCAACAAGCUGGUACUACUGAAGGAAAAGCUUAUCAUUUACAUGAGAAACCAGUACUCUGUUCGGCCUGGAGUAAUGAUGGUACGAAGGUAUUUUCAGGUGGUGCAGAUUGUGCAGGACGUAUGUUUGAUAUCACCACCCAAACUGCAACUCAAAUAGCUCAACAUGUGCAACCAAUACGAUGUAUCGAAUGCGUCGAUGCAAACAAUAUCGUAGUAACUGGAGGUUGGGAUAAAACACUCAAGUAUUGGGAUUUAAGAUCUCCACAACCUGUUUUGAAUGUUAAUCUACCCGAAAGAGUUUAUGCAAUGGAUUUACAUUACCCACAUCUUGUGGUAGGAACAGCUGAUAGAAAUGUUAUAUAUUACAAUCUUACCAACCCAAGUCAACCAGUAAAACAAGACUUUAGUACAUUGAAAUGGCAAACACGUUGUGUUGCAUGUUAUCCAGCAGGUAAUGGUUACGCAAUAGGAAGCAUUGAGGGAAGAGUAGGCAUACAAUAUUUCGAUGAGAAAGAUCAACGACAAGGAUUUUCAUUCAAGUGCCAUAGAGAUGGAAAUAAUAUUUAUGCAGUGAAUGCGAUAUCUUUCCACCCAUUAUAUGGUACAUUUUCAACAUCGGGAAGUGAUGGCUCGUUUAGUUUUUGGGAUAAAGAAUCUAAACAACGAAUCAAGGGUUUUAAUACGGUUGGUGCACCUAUUAUUGCCACUGAUUUCAAUAGAAAUGGUACAUUGUUUGCUUAUGCUGUAAGCUAUGAUUGGAGUAAGGGAUAUCUUCAAUACCCGCAAUUACCUACAAAGAAUGCAAUUUUCUUACGUGCAAUAUCUGAUGAUGAUGUCAAACCUAAAAAAUCAACAAAAAGUCCAAUAAAGAAUGUUGAAACAAAUAACAGCGAUCUCAGAAUAAUCAAAGGAGUUAAUUAUCAGGACGGAACAAUUUUAUUAAGAUUAUUGAAUCCAUUAAAUUAUUGUAAUGAGAACACAAUCUAUUUACGAUUAGUGCACACAAAUGGAACGGUUUCAACUUUAAAUUUGAACAAUUUAAAUAUUCCAAAGGAUAAUUUCUGUGAUCAACCUACUUUUGUUGCUUAUCAUAAACUUGCUGAUAAUAAUAAUAAUGAUCAUACGUCUACCGCAAAAUCAACUUGUUCUAAAAAUAAUCCACAAUGUUCAACUUUGCCAGCAACAGUAGAACCUCAAACUACUGCGACAACUGCAAUCCCUACCACAACCAAUGCAGCUAAUGCACCAACUACUACUAAUAACAAUCCAAAUAAUCCUACGACAUCACAAACUCCAAAUCCAACGAAUAACAAUACAAUAACAACAUCUCCGGAUGGUAGCGUUGAUCGUAUAACAAUACACGCGAUAUCUUUUAAAUAUAUUUUAAUAAACUAUUUUUGUGAUCGUUCAGUGUCUAAUAAAGUUUGUGGUGAUGUCGUCACCUGGACAGGUGAAUUAGUCAGUAAAAUCGAAUUUGAGAAUGUAUGCGAUGAUAGUAGGAUUGUACAAAGUCAUAAAAAAAAUGAUGGAUUUUUACGCGCGUGUUAUCUUAAAGACACUAAAGAAAUUGUUUGGACAAAAUAUACUGCACCGAAUGUUCCUACUGGUACAAUAUUCCAAGUUUCUACUGGAAAAAUAACAAAUGUGAUCAACUUUAACUCAAAUGUUACAAAUUUCUUUUCAACGGAAGAUGGAGAAUAUGCAAUGGUUACUUGUACCUCUAAAACAACUACCAUUACCAACAAUCAAUUUACCGAUGACUGGUCAAUUUCUGUAACAUUUUUACCCAAAGACAAUGGUUCACCACUAACAGGUCCUUUUGAAUUAUACAAAAGUAAAACUACUGGUAGUGGUUUAGUUGACAUAGUGAACAUUCGUAGAUGUGAUCUUGCCUAUGACUCAUCAGGUUACAGUUGUCUGAUUUCUAUUUUCAGAUCAACAACAACAAAAACAUCGUUUAUAGAUGUUGAUUUCUUAUCAUCUGGUAUAGUAAAUUCGGUGACUCCGGAAUUUUCAAUUACUCAAAUUACCACAGCCACAAUAUGGGAUGUUCAAACAUUGUAUUAUGGUGGAUAUGUUAUUUUGGUGGAAACUCCAGCCGGCAGUGUUGAAGGACAUGUUUGUAGUAACAAUGGUACUUAUUUUGGAAAUUGGGGUUUCACAAACCAAUAUGAAUACACAAAUAAAAUUGCUGGAGUUCUUCCAAACAAUACACUUUGGACAAUACCUAAACAACAACUUGAUGAUAAUCAUUCUUGGACCUGUGUAUUAACUGAUACUUUAACCACAUACAGUACAGUUCAGAAUACUAAUAGUAAUGUUAAUACAUUCCCUGGUGGCCCUGGUGGAUAUGGGUCUGACAGUAUAUUAUCAACAACUCCAGAAAAAAAUUCAAAUAUCAUAUCAGCAGAUAUCAAUUUAAUCACAAUAACGUAUACUAAAUCAAUUAAAGCAUCAUCAGGAAAGAUUAGUAUUUAUCAAAAACGUUCUAGCACAAGCCCUAAUAUUGAUGAUGAUGAUAAAGAUAUAUUGCGUCAAUCAUGUUUUGCGCAAUCAGACUAUGUUCAAAUUUCGAAUGAAACCACUGCUCAAGUCAAAGUUUUAAAAAGUACCUUUAAUAACCCUGGAAACGAAUAUUAUGUGACUGUUGAAGAUGAUUUUGUUAAAAGUGCGACUACUGAUCAAAAUAUUAUUGGUAUAAAUUCAAAAGCAUGGAAUUUUAGUACAGUCUUAGUUAAGGAUGAAUCAUACGUUAAUUACGAUUCAGAUUCUGUUAGUUGUAUAAUCCGAUUAACACCAGAAGGCACAACAUAUUACACAUCAUUAUCAACUGAUGAUCAAACAGAUUUCGUUGGUAAAAUGUCAAAUGAAUUAUCCAAUGCUCUCCCAUGUGAUGUGACACGUGUAACAACGUUGACAAAAUAUCAAUAUAGCCUUCAUAAUAACAAUAUCAAUAGUGACAAUCUUAGUCAAAAAGUAUUUAAAAAUGUCGGAAUGAACAUUACAGCUAGUUCAACUGAUCAAAUAUUUAUGAGAGUUGAAAUCGAGGGCACAUUGUCAAGAACAGAGUUGAGUGCAGUACAACUAGCAAGUGAUUUGAAUGAAUUGAUAUUGAAUAAAGACGUCACAUUAUUAUCUAAAGGAUUAUACACCAAUUUGAUUGAUUCAGGUUAUGGAGCUGAACGUUUAGAUCAUUUCAAAGAGAAAUUUAGAUGGAUAUUCAUGAUUAUAUUUAUUGGAUUUUUAUUACUAAUGCUUAUUAUUUUAUGGAUAUUAAUAAGAAUGCAUAAAUACAAAGCGGCGCAAAGAUUUUUGGCAGCUGUUAUGUUUACGUUCAUCAUAUCAGAUUUCUGUCUGAAUAUUGUUUUUAUAUCUAUACACGGAAAAGAUUUCAAAUGGUUAUACCCUCUAAGCAUCACAUUUGUAGUAGUACCAAUUGGUUUCAAUAUGUUGUUCACAUAUUUGAUAAUUACUUGUGAUUCAUCAAUCUCAACAUUGAAAUGGAUUGAAAAAAACAUUCUGAUAAAAGCUAUUUUUUUCGUUUUAUCAUCAAUUGAUUUGGAUUUAUCAUUUAUAUUGGCUCCGGUGUUUGGUUUGAUAGUUGAAGAUAUUGUUCAAUUAAUUAUUUUUGUAAAUAUUGUAUCAAGAAUUUUCGAUCAUUCCAGCAAUAAUACCCAUGUUAAUGUUAAGUAUAUGUACAACAGUAUUGAUCUUGAAAUUGAUAGUUAUUAUGCUUGGAGUAUAUUUGAAUUUGUUUUGCGAAUUUUAGGAAAUAUGGUCGGUACUGGUGGUAGUGAUCGUGAUGAGUAUGAUGAUAGAAAAUCAAUUAUUGACAGCAGUAGUAGUAAAUAUAUGAAAGGGAAAAAUGUUGGCAGUGAUAUUAGUGGUGUUAACAAUACCAAUAAAAAAAAGAAAAGCUUUAAUAUUAGUAGAAAUAAUAGUAUUAAAGAAAUAGCAGAUGAUGAUACAAAUAGUACUACAAGUAAUAAUAGUAACGAUUGUUAUAAUAGCAUUAGUAGUGUUGAUAAAAAGAAAAAGAGGAGGAAUAGAGGUAGUAAAGAGGGUGAAGAAAAAUACGUGUCGUUGUUUGAUGAUGAUUAUAAAAAACCCUCUAGAGCAAGAUCUAUUAAAGAGAAGAAUAAUACGACUAAGGCAGAUCUUGAUGUAGUAGAUGUUGCUAAAGAUCCAUUUAAUGAAACAGAAUCGAUGACCACAGCAGUAAAUAACAUUAAUACUAAUAAUAACGAAAGCAAAAAAGAGAAAGUUGAUGAUAAAUCGGAAUCUCUUGAAAUUUCGAAUUCAACGUUAAUAGAAGUUUCUAAUGCUACAACAAUUGCUUCAAAUAUUACAACAGAUAUUAAAACUGCAACCACAAAAGCUAGUAGUGCUAAUAAAAAAAAAGAUAGCGUUUAUGAAGCAAUAAAGAAUUUUGAAGAAACCUUGACUUUCGAUAAUUUAACUGCUAGUAAUGGCAGUAACGAUAAUAAAAAUAACAUUGACACUGCUGCCAAUAUUGACAGUACUGCCACAGCUAGUAGUAAUAUUGGUAAAGAUGAAAAGUCAACAUUGUCGCCUUUACCAAAAACGUUGUCAUCGAAAGCAAAUAGUUAUGAAUCUAUAAUCAGCAAUUAUGCAAAAGGUGAAAUCGAAAAUGUUCAAAACGUUAGUAGUAAAAAUGAAGUGGUUGUUGUUGAUGAGAUCAGUGAUUAUGGAGAAUUGAAUAAGACUCCAACAAUAGUUAUAAAUAAUAAUGAAAUAUCUCUAGGAGAAACUGCAGCGAUUUAUAACAAAGACACCAGUGGAAUAUUAGCAUCUGAUGAAGUCGGUACAUCAUUAACAGAAAUUGUUGAACCUUCAUCACUAUCACCUUUAUCAUCCACAUUUGCAUCUGAUAUAUCGUCACACGACAUUAAUUUACCACCAUCAUGUGACACGGGUGCAUCAGCACAUAAUAAGGAUAUUAACAAAGCUAUUUUAAGUAAAGAAGCUAUUUUGGUUGAAAAGCCAAACAAUUUAGCAGAUGGCUUGGGAGUUUCAGGUAGAACAUUGGAAUUUUCUGCUGAAAUGGCUCAAAUAAUUUAA
Molecule: messenger RNA, 5253 nt
Organism: Entrophospora candida
Lineage: Eukaryota; Fungi; Glomeromycota; Glomeromycetes; Entrophosporales; Entrophosporaceae
Source: the annotation of a GenBank genome assembly